Molecule: messenger RNA, 282 nt
Organism: Phytophthora sojae
Lineage: Eukaryota; Oomycota; Peronosporomycetes; Peronosporales; Peronosporaceae
Exons: 2
Coding region: 1-282 (93 amino acids)
Source: RefSeq, a predicted model, not a curated record
AUGCGGCUUCCUCAAGUUUUGCUGGUGGUCGCGGCUUGCUUCCUGCUCACCUGUGAGGCUCUCUCGACAGGCACGGGCUCCAACCAGGCCCAAAUCGUCAAAGCGACAUCGGAGAGAACGAUCUCGAAGUCUGAAAUGAAGGCGAUCCUCAGUGAACUGGCUAUUGAGUGGGCGAAGGCCAAGGCAAACUUUAACCACCUACUAUUCCAUCCCAAGUACCCGCAGUACCAAGCGAGACUCAACGAAGUCAUCACUACGAAAAAGUUGAGUGGGGCCCCUUGA